Populus euphratica (Euphrates poplar) is the source of this 3446-nucleotide messenger RNA. Its product is annotated as phosphatidate phosphatase PAH1-like. Gene Ontology annotation, molecular function: phosphatidate phosphatase activity. NCBI's taxonomy places the organism in Eukaryota, Viridiplantae, Streptophyta, Magnoliopsida, Malpighiales, Salicaceae. Bases 316 to 3021 code for a protein of 901 amino acids. The record is from RefSeq and is a predicted model, not a curated record. The transcript has 11 exons. Gene Ontology annotation, biological process: lipid metabolic process.
CAAAUUCAUAAAAUUAAAUAAACUUCCCCGAUCGAGGUGAUAAAUUUUUAAGUACUUAUCAUCAAAUUGGCUCCGUUUUUUCUCGAGCUGUAUGAUCGAUUGGUUGAUUCUAAGGAUUUUUUCCGGAUUUUUUCUGUUCUGCAUAAUAAAAGAAAACUUAUCAUUCCGUGCCUUGGCGGGAAUAAUAUAUAUUCGAUCUUGGUUGGAAUCUUGAAGUGAAAAGAGAAGAAAGAAGAUUAGGGAGUGAUUUUAAGGAGGAUUUAUUGGAAUAUUGUGAUUGUUGAGGUUAUUGGUGGAUUUGACCAGAAUCACCAAAUGAAUGUUGUUGGGAAAGUGGGUAGUUUAAUUUCGCAAGGUGUAAACUCGGUGGCAACCCCUUUUCAUCCCUUCGGUGGGGCUGUUGAUGUUAUUGUGGUACAGCAGCAAGACGGGACAUUUCUAAGUACCCCAUGGUAUGUUCGAUUUGGGAAAUUUCAGGGUGUUCUUAAGAGAGCUGAGAAGAUUGUCCGCAUAAACGUCAAUGGUGUUGAAGCUAAUUUUCACAUGUAUCUUGAUAAUUCUGGUGAAGCUUAUUUCAUAAAGGAGGUUGAGCCUGGUAAAGGAAGUGAGGCAAAUGGGGUAAUAAAGGAUUCUGAUAGCAUGGCAAUGUCGAAUGAAGAUAUCAGUGUUGGUUUUAGUGAUGUUGUUGAUAAUAACGUUGUUGGAAUUUCUAGGCUUGAGCAUAGUGUUUCCGAUUGUAGGGUGAUUCAGCUGCGAGAGGAAGAUGAUUCAUUGGGUGCAGCACGACUUCAGAGGGCAGAAUCUGAUGGUGACCGGAGGUAUUAUGAACUUGAAGAUGAGCAACCCUCUCUGGAUGAUUCAGUUGAGUUAUCAGAGUAUGGUUCUAACAGAUACGAUGGUUUAGAUGGCGAGCAUCCUGCAAUUUCACAACGUUCACAUUCAGAAGUGAUCCUGGUGAGUGUGGAUGGUCAUGUUCUAACGGCCCCUGUAUUGGAAUCAGAACAAAAUACCGAGAAUGUGCAAUUAUGCACCCCUCAGUUCCAUCUGGGCCGAGGUGAUGACACUGAGGAGUUUAAUUCAGGUGAUGAUUCAUGGGCUGCUAAUUACAUCAAUACGCUGAAUGCAUCUACAUCAAAUGUUGCAUCUGAUAAUGCUUACAGUGCUGGUAAUGGUGAUAACAUUUGCCAACCGGAGGUUUGUGAGGGUGAUAACGAACAUGCAUGUCAAGAUCAAGAAAUUCAGGACAUUUCUAGAUCAGAAGGAGAUCUUCUGGCACAAAGCGAUUCAGAUACAUCUGUUAGGAUAAAUAGGGUAGAUAUUUUCAAAAGCUGCUCGGCGAUACCAGAAUGGGCCAAACAGGCUGGAAUUGCUGAUCUUGAGGAAAUGGAUUCUUCACUUGAGGUGCAAAAAGAUUCACGUGAGGAGUCUCCUUGUAGUCCUCCAGCAGCUGAUCAAACUACUGAUGGGGAUCUUGGUGAAUUCACAGACAAUGGCUGUAAUGCUAAUGGACUUCAUGGGUCACCUACUUUGCUGGUUGAACUCGAAGCAACAGAUAAAAAUGCUUCGCGGACAGAACAUUUAGGUGCUGACAGCACUUGUAUUUCUGUUAGCAUUGUUAACAGUUCAGAUGAGAAGGGUGAAGAGUCUCAUCACAUAUCCACAGUGUGUGUUGGGUCAAAUAGCAGUUUGCAUAGACCUGUUCCCAAGGAUGAGUCAAGUAAAAGCGAGACUGUGGAACUGCAGAGAGCAAUCUCCAUUGAAGAGAUGCAAACUUGUUCAAGCAAAGGGUUUGAGAUCUCCCUGUGUGGGAAGGAACUCCAUGCAGGUAUGGGCUUGGACGCUGCUGCUGAAGUGUUUGCAGCACAUUUUGUAUCUGCUGAGGAAUUUAAAAAUUCUGCAACGUCAAUUAUCAAGAAUGAAAACUUAAUAAUCAGAUAUGGACAGAAGUACUUCAUGUGGGAAAAGGCUGCUCCUGUUGUGCUUGGAAUGGUAGCAUUUGGUUUGGAUCUACCUGCUGAGCCCAAGGAUGCCAUUCCUGUGGAACUGGAUGAAACAGUUGCACAAAGGGAUCAUGUUGCUGUGAUUAGUUCUGCAUCAUCUAGCCGCAUAUGGAGGCUUUGGCCUAUUCCAUUUAGAAGGGUCCAGAUAAGCAGAGAAUCAUCAAGUGAAGAGUUAUUUGUUGAUUCUGAAUCUGGAAUGCAAAACACAAAUGUUGAAUCAACUUCAGCAUCCCACGGUGGGUCUGUGUCUCCUCACAAGCAGGUUAUAAGGACAAAUAUUCCAACUAGUGAGCAGAUAGCAUCAUUGAAUCUGAAAGAUGGUCAAAAUAUGAUAACUUUCAGUUUCUCGACUAGGGUUCUGGGUACACAACAGGUCGAUUGUCAUAUCUACUUGUGGAAGUGGAAUGCAAGAAUUGUAAUUUCAGAUGUGGAUGGAACAAUUACCAAGUCUGAUGUUUUGGGUCAGUUCAUGCCCUUGGUUGGAAAGGACUGGACACAAUCUGGAGUAGCUAAACUUUUUUGUGCCAUUAAGGAGAAUGGAUAUCAGCUAUUGUUUCUGAGUGCACGUGCAAUUGUUCAGGCAUAUUUAACCAGAAGUUUUCUUUUCAACGUAAAGCAGGAUGGAAAAACCCUACCAAAUGGACCUGUUGUUAUUUCACCUGAUGGAUUGUUUCCCUCAUUAUACCGAGAAGUAAUAAGAAGAGCUCCUCAUGAGUUCAAGAUUGCGUGUUUAGAGGAUAUUAAAAGACUCUUUCCUACUGAUUGCAACCCAUUCUAUGCGGGCUUCGGAAAUAGAGAUACCGAUGAGCUUAGUUACCGAAAAAUUGGGAUCCCUAAGGGCAAAAUAUUUAUUAUAAACCCAAAGGGUGAGGUGGCCAUUAGUCAUCGCAUCGAUGUGAAAUCCUACACAUCUUUACACACGCUGGUCAAUGAUAUGUUCCCCCCUACAUCGUUAGCCGAGCAGGAAGAUUACAACUCAUGGAAUUUUUGGAAAGUGCCACUGCCAGAUAUUGAGAUUUAGUUUAUCUUACACAGAAAUGGUUUCCUUGUACCAACAAGAUGAUAAGUGGAUUGAAAUGUCCACAAAAGUACAGAUACGAUGAAGAUUCUUCCAUUCGUCUCAAUAUAUAUAUAUUUUUUUUGCCAGAAGUGAUGCUGUGUAACUGUGUUAAACUAUUUCAUUUCGCAGCCCUGGUGUACGAUUUGUAAGCAAUGCAUCCUGUAUUAGAAGUUAAAAGAGGUACUUUAAAAAUUCCCAUGUUAACAAAAGCUUCUGUGAUUUUGGUGAUAGCGUUUCCAUUGUUGCUUCUACCUGUACAUGCGGUCUGCCAUUUCUUGGCUUUUGAGUUGCAAUCGGAAAAGCUUCUGGCUUCUUACAUUGCUUGUUCUCAUUUGUACUCUAAUUACAAUUACAUUGCAAAGAAAAAAAGGUCUUUUAGUCUGGUA